Molecule: messenger RNA, 2001 nt
Organism: Carassius carassius (crucian carp)
Lineage: Eukaryota; Metazoa; Chordata; Actinopteri; Cypriniformes; Cyprinidae
Product: E3 ubiquitin-protein ligase RAD18-like
Exons: 13
Coding region: 140-1447 (435 amino acids)
Biological process (GO): DNA damage tolerance; protein monoubiquitination
Cellular component (GO): nucleus; Rad6-Rad18 complex
Molecular function (GO): single-stranded DNA binding; ubiquitin protein ligase activity
Source: RefSeq, a predicted model, not a curated record
UGUUUCAACCGGAAGUGACGCGAUUGUAGGAAGUGUUUAGCCAUGCGCGGGAGUUUAUUGUUGCUAUCUGGAGCUAAAGUUAGAGUUGUAUUAAUUUUCCUAUUUCAUUUAAAUAAAUAACAUCACAGGGGUUUGCAAAAUGGCUCAGUUAAAAGAAGUGGACUUACCGCCGAACCUGUCAUGUCUCAAAAGCAUAGACACUCUCCUUCGUUGUCCUAUCUGCUUUGAUUUUUUCAACAUCACCAUGAUGACCGAGUGUUCUCACAAUUUUUGUUCUCUGUGCAUACGGAAGUUUCUCUCUUAUAAGUUGUUGUGUCCUGUUUGUAACUUGCCAUCAACAGAACAAGACCUGAGGAACAACAGAUUAUUAGAUGACUUAGUUCAGAGCUUUCAAGCAGCAAGGCAAACUUUGUGUCACUCAAAUUUGGAAUCACCCCCUAUUUCACCUGAAACCCCGGCUAUUGUGAUCAAAGGCAAAGCAGCAAAACAGAAGGGCCUCAAAAAGGAAGCAAUCACCCUCAGUCAUUUUUUCCAGAAGAAGACCCCUGUGACUCCCUCAUCAUGGACCCAAACAAGUCUUGAGGGUCACAUGCCAGUCAAAUUGGAACGUGUUGAGGUGUGUAUUCAACAGCUAGACAACAUCAAGCAAGAAAAUGCGGAAGAUACAAGGGGAAUGGUGAAAGACGAAAAGAUGGAUGUAACUGCUUUCCCUUCCACAUCACAAAAUAAGCUGCAGGUUAAAGUGGAAUGUCCUGUCUGUGGAGUAGGUGUGUCCGAACAGCACAUUAAUAAACAUCUGGAUAUGUGCUUGAACAGAGACGAUAAGAAGGAGGGAUUGAGAAGUGGUGGAAGGCGAAAGGGGAUGCCCAAGCUCUUGUACACUUUGAUUUCUGUUCCAAAGCUCAAGAAGAUGCUUAAAGAAUGCCACUUGUCCGCUCAAGGCAGCAGAGAACAGCUAGUGCGACGCCACCAAGAAUUCACCCAGAUUUAUAAUGCACAGUGUGAUGCACUCAAGCCCAAAUCAGCUGGAGAAAUUGCCAAAGAAAUUGAAAACAACGAGAGGAUGAAGAAUCAAUUGGAGAAUAAACGAAAACCUUUAAUCGUCACUACGAAGAAUCAGAAAGCUGAAGAAAUUGAGGAGUUACACUCAAAGUACCGGAAGCAGCACAGUAGCGAAUUUUUCCGUUUGAUUGCCCAGGUCAGAGGUCGUCUGGAGACAUCCAAGAGAACUCAGAGCAAACAAGAAGAGAAGUCUACAGAGGAAACAGACUCCAAAGUAACAGGUGCACCAAGCAGCAUUCAGAACUCUCCCCAGCCUCUUCUUUCUACAAUGCUGAAAGUAAAGAGUGAAGAGAUGGAGGGGGUAAUUGAGCAACCAUCAAGAUCAUCUAGCCCUACAAUCAGUGAAGUGUCAGAUAGCAGCUCAAUCUCAGAUAUUUUCUGUUGAAGACAUGGUAGCAGCUACUCAAACUCAGCAAGUGAAUUCUCCUCUGCAGAAGUCCAGAGCAGCCGUUACAGAGAGGUCUCGACUCCCAUAGGAAGAUGUAUGAAGACCAUGUGAUGAGACAUCCUCAGUUCACUAUGUUACAAGAGUAUCUGUUUCAAGGUUUUUCAGAACUGAAUGUGUGGUCUAAAUGUUUGAAAUUUCCAACAUAUUAUGUACAGUAAUUUUUUUUUUCAUUUCAGUAUUAUGUUUUCUCAAAUAAAACAGAAAAAAAAAAAACUUUUUAUGGAAUUUCUGUAAUCCAUUCCAAAUUUCAAAUUGAAUUUAUUAUACUCCCAAUCGCAGAUGUAGAAGCUCCGCUUAUGCACUGCACAUUAGCUUUCGGUUUGAAACCUGCGAUCCUUGCUCCCGAGUGAAUAAUUAUGUUGGAGUUGGAAAAGAUGGACAUCAGGAGACUACUGUCCCAGACCCCUCACUGUCAACUAUCCUAUGCCAUAAAAGGAAGCAGAUAGGUUUCACAUUUUUAAUUACAGCUGUUAAAAAAUUAUUCAGACAAC